Felis catus (domestic cat) is the source of this 9848-nucleotide messenger RNA. RefSeq names its product NIPBL cohesin loading factor (gene NIPBL). Bases 479 to 8896 code for a protein of 2805 amino acids. Lineage: Eukaryota; Metazoa; Chordata; Mammalia; Carnivora; Felidae. Gene Ontology annotation, biological process: brain development; replication-born double-strand break repair via sister chromatid exchange; heart morphogenesis. The record is from RefSeq and is a predicted model, not a curated record. Gene Ontology annotation, molecular function: chromatin binding. The transcript has 48 exons. Gene Ontology annotation, cellular component: Scc2-Scc4 cohesin loading complex.
GCCCUCCCCCCCCUCCCUCCGUCGGUACCGACUCACCCGACACCACCAAGCCGCAGGGAGGGACGCCCCCGCCGACAGGAGGAUUGGUUCCCGGGCCGGCGGCGAUGCCCCCCCGGUAGCUCGGGCCCCUGGUCGGGUGUUUGUGAGUGUUUCUAUGUGGGAGAAGGAGGAGGAGGAGGAAGAAGAAGCAGCGAUUUGUCUUCUCGGCUGGUCUCCCCCCGGCUCUACAUGUUCCCCGCACUGAGGAGACGGAAGAGGAGCCGUAGCCACCCCCCCUCCCGGCCCGGAUUAUAGUCUCUCGCCACAGCGGCCUCGGCCUCCCCUUGGAUUCAGACGCCGAUUCGCCCAGGGCUCUUGGCUGGCUCAGUCUGAGGACAUGCGACAGUGGAUCUUGGGAUUUGUUUGGGAAAUGGGAAGUAAUGACAGCUGGCACCUGAACUAAGUACUUUUAUAGGCAACACCAUUCCAGAACUUCAGGAUGAAUGGGGAUAUGCCCCAUGUCCCCAUCACUACUCUCGCGGGGAUUGCUAGUCUCACAGACCUCCUGAACCAGCUGCCUCUUCCAUCCCCCUUACCUGCUACAACUACAAAGAGCCUUCUCUUUAAUGCACGAAUAGCAGAAGAGGUGAACUGCCUUUUGGCCUGUAGGGAUGAUAAUUUGGUUUCACAGCUUGUCCAUAGCCUCAACCAGGUAUCUACAGAUCACAUAGAGUUGAAAGAUAACCUUGGCAGUGAUGAUCCAGAAGGCGACAUACCAGUCUUGUUGCAGGCUGUCCUGGCAAGGAGUCCUAAUGUUUUCAGGGAGAAAAGUAUGCAGAACAGAUAUGUACAGAGUGGAAUGAUGAUGCCUCAGUAUAAACUUUCUCAGAAUUCCAUGCACAGUAGUCCUGCAUCUUCCAAUUAUCAACAAACCACUAUCUCACAUAGCCCCUCCAGCCGGUUUGUGCCACCACAGACAAGCUCUGGGAACAGAUUUAUGCCACAACAAAAUAGCCCAGUGCCUAGUCCAUAUGCCCCACAAAGCCCUGCAGGAUACAUGCCAUAUUCCCAUCCUUCAAGUUAUACAACACAUCCACAGAUGCAGCAAGCAUCAGUAUCAAGUCCCAUUGUUGCAGGUGGUUUGAGAAACAUACAUGAUAAUAAAGUUUCUGGUCCGUUGUCUGGCAAUUCAGCUAAUCAUCAUGCUGAUAAUCCUAGACAUGGCUCAAGUGACGACUACCUACACAUGGUGCACAGGCUAAGUAGUGACGAUGGAGAUUCUUCAACACUGAGGAAUGCUGCUGCCUCUUUUCCCUUGAGGUCUCCACAGCCAGUAUGCUCCCCUGCUGGAAGUGAUGGGACUCCUAAAGGAUCAAGACCACCUUUAAUCCUUCAGUCUCAGCCUCUACCUUGUUCAUCACCUCGAGAUGUUCCACCAGACAUCUUGCUAGAUUCUCCAGAAAGAAAGCAAAAGAAGCAAAAGAAAAUGAAAUUAGGCAAGGACGAAAAAGACCAGAGUGAGAAAGCUGCAAUGUAUGAUAUCAUUAGUUCUCCAUCCAAGGACUCUACUAAACUUACAUUAAGACUUUCUCGUGUAAGGUCUUCAGACAUGGACCAGCAAGAGGAUAUGCUUUCUGGUAUGGAAAAUAGCAAUGUUUCAGAAAAUGAUAUUCCUUUUAAUGUGCAGUACCCAGGACAGACUUCAAAAACACCCAUUACUCCACAGGAUGUAAACCGCCCACUAAAUGCUGCUCAGUGUUUGUCGCAGCAAGAACAAACAGCAUUCCUUCCAGCAAAUCAAGUGCCUGUUUUACAACAGAACACUUCAGUUGCUACAAAACAGCCCCAGACUUCUGUGGUACAGAAUCAGCAGCAGGUAUCACAACAGGGACCUAUAUAUGACGAAGUGGAAUUGGAUGCAUUGGCUGAAAUUGAACGAAUAGAGAGAGAAUCAGCUAUUGAAAGGGAGCGCUUUUCAAAAGAAGUUCAAGACAAAGAUAAGCCUUUGAAAAAAAGAAAACAAGAUUCUUACCCACAGGAGGCUGGGGGUGCUACAGGAGGUAAUAGACCAGCUUCUCAGGAGACGGGUUCUACGGGAAAUGGGUCAAGGCCAGCAUUAAUGGUUAGCAUUGAUCUUCAUCAGGCAGGAAGAGUGGACUCUCAGGCUUCUAUAACUCAGGAUUCAGACUCCAUAAAAAAGCCUGAAGAAAUCAAACCAUGUAAUGAUGCACCUAUUUCUGUUCUUCAGGAAGAUCUUAUUGGAAAUCUUAAAUCUACACCAGAAAACCAUCCUGAGACUCCUAAAAAAAAGUCUGAUGCUGAGCUUUCAAAGAGUGAAAUGAAACAAAAUGAAAGUAGAUUGACAGAAUCUAAACCAAAUGAAAACAGAUUGGUGGAGACAAAGUCAAAUGAAAGUAAGUUAGAAGCUAAAAUUGAGACACAAACAGAAGAACUGAAACAGAAUGAGAGCAGAACAACUGAAUCCAAACAAAAUGAGAGCACCACAGCCGAACCUAAACAGAAUGAAAAUAGACUGUCUGACAUAAAACCAAAUGACAACAAACAAAAUAAUGGCAGAUCAGAAACAACAAAGGCAAGACCCGAAACCCCAAAGCAAAAGGGUGAAAGCCGACCUGAAACUCCAAAACAAAAGAGUGAUGGGCGCCCUGAAACCCCAAAACAGAAGGGUGAUGGACGGCCUGAAACUCCAAAGCAGAAAGGUGACAGCCGACCUGAAACUCCAAAGCAAAAAAAUGAAGGUCGGCCUGAAACACCAAAACAUAGGCACGAAAAUAGGAGGGAUUCUGGAAAGCCAUCAACAGACAAAAAACCUGAAGUGUCUAAACAUAAACAGGAUAUUAAAUCUGAUUCACCUCGGUUAAAAUCAGAACGAGCUGAAGCCUUAAAGCAGAGACCUGAUGGGCGAUCUAUUUCUGAGUCCUUAAGACGCGACCAUGAUAGUAAACAAAAAUCAGAUGACAGGAGUGAAUCAGAGCGACAUCGAGGGGAUCAGUCUAGGGUUCGAAGACCAGAAACAUUGAGAUCUUCUAAUAGAAAUGAACAUGGCAUUAAAUCUGAUGGUUCAAAACCUGAUAAACUAGAAAGAAAACAUAGACAUGAAUCAGGGGACUUACGGGAAAGACCAUCUUCUGGGGAGCAAAAAUCAAGGCCCGACAGUCCUCGUGUUAAACAAGGAGAUUCUAAUAAAUCAAGACCUGAUAAGCCUGGUUUUAAAUCACCAAAUAGUAAAGAUGACAAAAGGACAGAGGGCAAUAAGAGUAAAGUAGACAGUAACAAAGCUCAUCCUGACAAUAAGGCAGAAUUUCCAAGUUAUUUGUUGGGGGGCAGGUCUGGUGCAUUGAAAAAUUUUGUCAUUCCAAAAAUCAAGAGGGAUAAAGAUGGUAAUAUUACUCAGGAGACAAAGAAAAUGGAAAUGAAAGGAGAGCAGAAAGACAAAGUAGAAAAAAUGGGAUUAGUUGAAGAUCUAAAUAAAGGAGCUAAGCCUGUAGUUGUGCUGCAAAAACUGUCUUUGGAUGAUGUUCAGAAACUUAUUAAAGAUAGAGAAGAUAAAUCAAGAAGUUCCCUUAAACCUAUCAAGAAUAAACCAUCAAAGUCAAAUAAAGGUAGUAUAGAUCAAUCAGUGUUAAAAGAAUUACCCCCCGAACUUCUGGCAGAAAUUGAAUCCACCAUGCCACUUUGUGAACGUGUGAAAAUGAAUAAACGCAAGCGUAGCACAGUUAAUGAAAAGCCAAAAUAUGCUGAAAUCAGUUCAGAUGAAGAUAAUGAUAGUGAUGAAGCUUUUGAAUCCUCUAGGAAACGACAUAAAAAAGAUGAUGAUAAAGCUUGGGAAUAUGAAGAACGUGACAGAAGAAGCUCUGGGGAUCAUAGGAGAAGUGGCCACUCUCAUGAAGGAAGAAGGAGUUCAGGUGGUGGUCGUUAUCGAAACCGAAGCCCAUCAGAUUCUGACAUGGAAGAUUAUUCUCCUCCUCCCAGCCUUAGUGAGGUUGCUAGAAAAAUGAAGAAGAAAGAAAAACAGAAGAAGAGGAAAGCUUAUGAACCAAAACUAACACCUGAAGAAAUGAUGGAUUCUUCAACUUUUAAGAGAUUCACAGCCUCAAUAGAGAAUAUUUUGGAUAAUUUAGAAGAUAUGGAUUUUACUGCAUUUGGUGAUGAUGAUGAAAUUCCUCAGGAACUUCUCUUAGGAAAACACCAGCUUAAUGAACUCGGCAGUGAAUCUGCUAAAAUUAAAGCAAUGGGUAUAAUGGAUAAGCUUUCCACUGACAAAACUGUGAAAGUCCUAAAUAUCUUGGAGAAGAAUAUUCAAGAUGGGUCCAAGCUUUCCACUUUGUUAAAUCAUAAUAACGAUACUGAAGAAGAAGAAAGAUUAUGGAGAGACCUUAUUAUGGAGAGAGUUACAAAAUCAGCAGAUGCCUGUCUUACAACUAUCAACAUUAUGACAUCCCCUAACAUGCCAAAAGCUGUAUAUAUUGAGGAUGUAAUUGAAAGAGUUAUACAAUACACUAAAUUUCAUUUGCAGAAUACGCUCUAUCCUCAGUAUGAUCCUGUUUACAGACUAGAUCCUCAUGGAGGAGGCUUGUUAAGUUCAAAAGCAAAACGGGCUAAAUGUUCUACCCACAAGCAGAGAGUAAUAGUAAUGCUUUAUAAUAAAGUUUGUGACAUUGUUAGCAGCUUAUCAGAAUUGCUAGAGAUACAACUUCUCACAGACACAACAAUUCUUCAGGUAUCAUCAAUGGGAAUAACACCAUUUUUUGUGGAAAAUGUCAGUGAACUACAAUUGUGUGCCAUUAAGUUAGUCACUGCAGUAUUCUCAAGAUAUGAAAAACAUAGGCAGUUAAUUUUGGAAGAAAUUUUUACUUCACUUGCAAGAUUACCAACCAGCAAGAGGAGCUUGAGGAACUUCAGGUUAAAUAGUAGUGAUAUGGACGGAGAGCCUAUGUAUAUUCAGAUGGUUACAGCACUGGUUUUGCAACUAAUUCAGUGUGUUGUACAUUUACCAUCAUCAGAGAAGGACUCUAAUUCAGAAGAGGACUCAAAUAAAAAAGUUGACCAAGAUGUUGUCAUUACCAACUCUUAUGAAACAGCCAUGAGAACAGCCCAAAACUUCCUUUCCAUCUUCCUUAAAAAAUGUGGUAGUAAGCAAGGUGAAGAAGAUUACAGACCACUAUUUGAAAAUUUUGUUCAAGACCUUCUUUCAACAGUCAAUAAGCCUGAAUGGCCAGCUGCUGAACUACUCCUUAGUUUGUUAGGGAGACUGUUGGUUCAUCAGUUCAGUAACAAGUCAACAGAGAUGGCUUUAAGAGUGGCAUCUCUUGAUUACCUUGGAACUGUUGCUGCACGAUUAAGGAAAGAUGCCGUUACAAGCAAAAUGGAUCAAGGGUCAAUAGAACGAAUUUUAAAACAGGUUUCAGGAGGAGAAGAUGAAAUACAACAACUACAGAAAGCAUUGCUUGAUUACUUGGAUGAAAACACUGAGACUGAUCCUUCACUAGUGUUUUCUCGUAAAUUCUAUAUAGCCCAGUGGUUCCGUGACACAACUCUGGAAACAGAAAAAGCAAUGAAAUCACAAAAAGAUGAAGAAUCAUCUGAAGGAACACAUCAUGCGAAGGAAGUUGAGACAACUGGUCAAAUCAUGCAUCGAGCUGAAAACCGGAAAAAGUUUCUUAGAAGCAUUAUCAAAACCACACCUUCUCAGUUCAGCACAUUAAAGAUGAAUUCUGAUACUGUGGACUAUGAUGAUGCUUGUUUGAUUGUUCGAUACUUGGCCUCUAUGAGGCCGUUUGCCCAGAGCUUUGAUAUUUAUUUGACACAGAUCCUUCGAGUUCUUGGUGAAAACGCAAUUGCCGUUCGAACAAAAGCCAUGAAGUGUUUAUCUGAGGUUGUUGCUGUAGACCCCAGUAUUCUAGCAAGGCUUGAUAUGCAGCGAGGAGUUCAUGGACGAUUAAUGGAUAACUCCACUAGUGUUCGAGAAGCAGCAGUAGAAUUAUUAGGUCGAUUUGUUCUUUGUCGACCUCAGCUUGCUGAGCAGUAUUAUGAUAUGCUGAUUGAAAGAAUUUUGGAUACUGGUAUCAGUGUCAGGAAAAGGGUAAUAAAGAUUCUAAGAGACAUCUGUAUUGAACAACCAACGUUUCCAAAAAUUACAGAAAUGUGUGUAAAAAUGAUUCGCAGAGUCAAUGAUGAAGAGGGCAUUAAGAAAUUAGUAAAUGAAACAUUCCAAAAACUCUGGUUUACUCCAACUCCACACAAUGACAAAGAAGCAAUGACGAGGAAAAUUUUAAACAUCACUGAUGUGGUUGCAGCAUGCAGAGAUACUGGCUAUGACUGGUUUGAGCAACUCCUUCAAAACUUGUUGAAGUCCGAAGAGGAUUCCUCAUAUAAACCUGUGAAGAAAGCUUGUACUCAACUUGUUGAUAACCUAGUUGAGCACAUUCUUAAAUAUGAGGAAUCUCUAGCUGACUCUGACAAUAAAGGUGUGAAUUCUGGAAGAUUGGUAGCUUGCAUAACCACUUUGUUCUUAUUCAGCAAAAUAAGACCUCAGCUCAUGGUUAAGCAUGCCAUGACUAUGCAGCCAUACCUUACCACUAAAUGUAGUACACAAAAUGAUUUCAUGGUUAUCUGCAAUGUUGCAAAAAUCCUGGAGCUGGUUGUACCACUGAUGGAGCAUCCAAGUGAAACUUUCCUUGCUACUAUUGAAGAAGAUUUAAUGAAGCUUAUCAUCAAAUAUGGCAUGACUGUAGUGCAACAUUGUGUGAGCUGUCUGGGAGCAGUUGUAAAUAAAGUGACACAAAAUUUUAAAUUUGUGUGGGCCUGUUUCAAUAGAUACUAUGGUGCCAUUUCAAAAUUAAAAAGUCAGCACCAGGAGGAUCCAAAUAACACUUCACUUCUGACAAACAAACCAGCACUUCUUAGAUCCCUUUUCACUGUUGGAGCACUAUGUCGGCAUUUUGAUUUUGAUCUAGAAGAUUUUAAAGGCAACAGUAAGGUUAACAUAAAGGAUAAAGUACUUGAAUUACUGAUGUAUUUUACAAAACAUUCAGAUGAAGAAGUACAAACAAAAGCUAUCAUUGGUCUAGGAUUUGCCUUUAUUCAGCAUCCAAGUCUAAUGUUUGAGCAAGAGGUGAAAAAUCUAUAUAAUAACAUUUUAUCUGAUAAGAACUCCUCAGUAAAUUUAAAAAUACAAGUGUUAAAAAACCUCCAGACCUACCUACAAGAAGAGGAUACACGUAUGCAACAAGCAGACAGAGACUGGAAGAAAGUUGCAAAACAGGAAGAUCUAAAAGAAAUGGGUGAUGUGUCCUCAGGGAUGAGUAGUUCCAUCAUGCAGCUUUACCUCAAACAGGUGCUUGAGGCGUUUUUUCACACCCAGUCAAGUGUACGCCACUUUGCCCUGAAUGUCAUUGCGUUGACGCUAAACCAGGGUCUUAUCCAUCCAGUUCAGUGUGUACCAUAUUUAAUUGCUAUGGGAACAGACCCAGAACCAGCUAUGAGGAACAAGGCUGAUCAGCAACUGGUGGAAAUCGACAAAAAAUAUGCUGGAUUCAUUCAUAUGAAAGCAGUGGCUGGUAUGAAGAUGUCCUACCAGGUACAACAGGCAAUCAACACAUGCCUAAAAGAUCCUGUGAGGGGUUUCAGACAAGACGAGUCCUCUAGCGCUUUGUGUUCACAUCUUUACUCCAUGAUCCGUGGAAAUCGCCAACACAGACGGGCCUUUCUAAUUUCUUUACUCAACCUCUUUGAUGACACAGCAAAAACAGAAGUGAAUAUGCUCUUGUAUAUAGCAGACAAUCUAGCCUGUUUUCCAUACCAGACACAGGAAGAGCCGUUGUUUAUAAUGCAUCAUAUAGACAUUACACUCUCAGUUUCUGGUAGUAACCUACUGCAGUCAUUCAAGGAGUCAAUGGUAAAAGACAAAAGGAAAGAGAGAAAAUCAUCACCUAGUAAAGAAAAUGAGUCAAGUGAGAGUGAAGAAGAAGUUUCCAGGCCUCGGAAGUCACGGAAACGUGUAGAUUCAGAUUCAGAUUCAGAUUCGGAAGAUGACAUAAAUUCAGUGAUGAAAUGCUUGCCAGAAAAUUCAGCUCCUUUAAUUGAAUUUGCAAAUGUCUCCCAGGGUAUUUUAUUGCUUCUGAUGCUAAAACAACAUUUGAAGAAUCUCUGUGGAUUUUCUGAUAGUAAAAUUCAGAAAUACUCUCCAUCUGAAUCUGCAAAAGUAUAUGAUAAAGCGAUAAACCGGAAAACAGGAGUUCAUUUUCAUCCCAAACAAACACUGGACUUCCUGCGGAGUGAUAUGGCUAAUUCCAAAAUCACUGAAGAUGUGAAGAGGAGUAUAGUAAAACAGUAUCUAGAUUUCAAACUUCUCAUGGAACAUCUGGACCCUGAUGAAGAGGAGGAAGAAGGGGAGGUGUCAGCUAGUACAAAUGCUCGGAACAAAGCAAUUACCUCGCUGCUUGGAGGAGGCAGCCCUAAAAAUAAUGCAGCAGCAGAGACAGAAGAUGAUGAAAGUGAUGGGGAGGAUAGAGGAGGAGGCACUUCAGGGUCAUUGAGAAGGUCAAAACGAAAUUCAGACUCUACGGAGUUGGCAGCACAGAUGAAUGAAAGUGUUGACGUCAUGGAUGUCAUCGCUAUUUGCUGUCCAAAGUACAAAGAUCGACCACAAAUUGCAAGAGUAGUACAGAAAACCAGCAAUGGCUUCAGUGUUCAGUGGAUGGCAGGCUCCUACAGUGGCUCCUGGACUGAGGCUAAGCGCCGUGACGGCCGCAAACUGGUGCCUUGGGUAGACACUAUUAAAGAGUCAGACAUUAUUUACAAAAAAAUUGCUCUAACGAGUGCUAAUAAGCUGACUAAUAAAGUUGUUCAGACUUUACGAUCCCUGUAUGCCGCCAAGGAUGGGACUUCCAGCUAAUGAAUUUGUACAUGCAGCCAAAUUUACAGGAAUUUUUUUAAAGGCAGAAAAACUUGAAAUAUCAACAUUCUGGCAAAAAAAAAUCAGUUUUAUGAAGAGUAAGAAUGGAACCUGGGAUGCAGGAACAAAAGAAGGAAAUGUUGGGCAAACAUUUUUGUGGGAGCUCCCUUCGCUGUUGUGCAGCAGAAACAGAUUCUCAGUUCAUUUUUACUCCCACUGUAUUAUAGUUUAACAAAAAUUGUUUAUAUCUUGGAAAAAAACUUUCUGUUUAAAAAAUAAACAAGUGAAUGUUGGAAAUUAGUCUGUUAAUGUUCUUAAUAAAGUGUUCUUGGAGUUUAACCUAGCAGCGGAUGGCUUUCUUUAGCUUAGCCCAGUUUCCAGGGAAGCAUUGUUUUUUCCAGGCUGUAAAAUGGCAGACUCUCCUGGAUAUAUAAUUUAUUCUGUUGAGAAAAAAAAAAAAAAAAAAAAAAAAAAAAAAAAAAAAAGCAUGCAGUAUCUAUGACCUAUCUGCAGAAGGAGUUUUUGUAAAUGUAGAUUUUGAUGUAUUAGGUCACCCUGAAAACAAUACAAGAAAAGGGAUCCCCAGGCAAUCUGGUGGAGCGAAUACUGCAAUAAAUUUUUUUACUUCUCUUUGUUACUUGUCUGUUUCCAUUUGAAUUUCUUAUUGUAAAGAUCUGUUUAAAUCCAUUUAUAUUAUUUUGCAGUCUUUUAUGUAAAAUUUAUUAUAUCACUGGUUUUCAAAGCAAAACAUAAAAUAUUGUUUAUACAGUUUGUAUAGGCUGACUUCUGAAUAAUUGGUAUCUAUUAUUUUCAUUCCCAUAAGAGGGUGUAAACAGUUAACUCCAGGGUUUUAUUGUAUCCUGCAAUAUUUAGUAUUAACUAUAUAUGAUUUAGCACUGUGCCAAACACAUUUUCAAGAGUACAUUUUGAUAUAAAAAGAAACUAUAGUUUA